GCGCGCAGAAAGGAAGAAGGAAAAUUUGUCGUCCUCACGCCAUUUCCCUCCGUCGCCGAAGACGGAAAAGUUUUCCGCGAGCUUCUCUCUCUCUCUCUCUCUCUCUCUCUCUCUCUGUCCUUCACUCUCCAUGUGAAACUCCUCGGAACCGAAGCCCUUGUUUUUCGGUCUCACGCGCGCGUACUUAACACGGACAAACCGGAGGGUUUUUUAAACAAGGACAUUUAUAAAUAUAUGUUAUGAACACACACACCAUGUUGCCCGGCGGCGGGACGUACGCGAGCAAGAAACGGAAGAAGCCGGUACAGAAAAUACCGAAGCCUCCUCCACCCGAAGGCACCAAGUCCAACCCUUCGAAGCGACACAGAGAUCGGCUAAACAUGGAGCUGGACAAGCUGACCAGCCUGCUGCCCUUCUCCGAGGAUGUUCGCUCCCGGCUGGACAAACUGUCCGUCCUCAGGCUCAGCGUCGGAUACCUGAAGGUCAAGAGUUUCUUCAAUGCCACAAUGAAGAAGACAGUGGGCGGAGCUAACAGCUGGCCGACUGGGACUCUGGGAGGAAAUGGACAGACGGUCAGCAGCCUGGACGGAGUGAGCUUCUCUGAGGGGGAGUUACUGCUGCAGGCUCUGAAUGGCUUUGUGCUGGUUAUAACGGCUGAAGGUUAUGUGUUCUACUCCUCACCUACCAUACAGGACUACCUGGGCUUUCAUCAGUCCGAUGUGGUGCACCAGAGUGUAUAUGAGCUGAUUCACACAGAUGACCGAGCCAUGUUCAGAAGACAGCUGCACUUCGCCCUGAAACCCACACAGAGUGAGAUCACUGACGAUGCUGAUGGCCUCCAGAAAAACAGUGACACCACCACCACCGCCAUCAUAAAUUACAACCCUCAGCAGCUCCCACCAGAGAACUCGUCCUUCCUGGAGAGGAGCUUCUGCUGCCGCUUUCGCUGCCUCCUUGACAACUCCUCCGGCUUCCUGGCUCUGAACUUCCACGGCAGACUGAAGUAUCUUCAUGGUCAAAACAAGAUGGCCGAAGAUGGCACUAUGGCGCAUCCUCAGCUGGCUCUGUUUGUCAUCGCCACGCCCCUCCAGCAGCCGUCCAUCUUGGAAAUUCGGAGCAAGACGUUUCUCUUCCAGACCAAACACAAGCUGGACUUCACACCUACAGGCAUCGACACCAGGGGGAAGGUGGUGCUGGGUUACAAUGAGAUCGAGCUGUGUAUGAGGGGUUCUGGGUACCAGUUCAUCCACGCUGCAGAUAUGAUGCACUGUGCAGACAACCACCUGAGGAUGAUUAAAACUGGCGAGAGUGGAUUCACAAUUUUCCGGCUCCUGACCAAAUCAGGAUCUUGGGUCUGGGUGCAGGCCAAUGCCAGACUGGUCUAUAAGGGCGGACGACCGGACUUUAUCGUGGCACGACAGAGAGCUUUAACGAACGAAGAAGGUGAAGAGCAUCUUCGUCAGAGGAAGCUGCAGCUGCCCUUCAGCUUUGCCACAGGAGAAGCUGUCCUUUAUGAGACCACCCCGUCUCCAGACAUGACUGACAUCUCCACCCAGAUCAAAGGAGGGAAGAUCAGUAAACCCGCCACUCUGCCUCCGAGUUCACUGCUGAGCUCCAUGCUGAAGCAGGAUGAAUCCAUCUACCAGCCCAACAGCGAUCCCACCUUCUGCCUGGAAAAGGCAUUUCGGGACAGCCACGCCCUUCUCAAUGUCCCUGGAAAGCCCUGGGCAGGAGCAGAACGGAGCACACUAGGCAUCAAGGAGGAAUCGACAGUGCAGGAAAUGAUGGACAGCUUGCAGCAGAUCAUCGGGGACACCACCAUGUGCGGGAACGUGGAAGACCUCUCCAUCAACCAGGAGGAGCUGAAGGAAUGGGAGAACGCGCUGCUGAGAAUGAACAGCUUGAGCACCACCGAGAUGUCCAUCGAGCUCAAUGACAUCCUGACCAACGACAUCUUCUCAUACGUGGAAGACAUGCUGUUUAAGGAGUGCAGCAACAACAUGCACGACCAGCUGCCUGAGUGUCUGUCCGAGCUCCAGCUCCAGGGAGACCUCAACGACCUCUUGGACAUUUCAGAAGGCCUUGAAACAGGAAGCCCAGGAAGAGGGAUGAUGCAAAUGGCUCACAUUAGCCCAGAGAUGCCUCUGGGGCUGCAGGCGAAUCCUGUGGAAUCAUUCGUGGACAUUUGUGAAAGCAUGAUUAUUGAUUCUUCACUUCCUGGGCAACAGAACCAGACCAGGCAGAAUCAUAGCCAGAGCGGAAACCCGGGCUAUCCAGAACACGUCACGUUGCCCAACCUUCAGAACCAAGCUCAACAUGUGGGCUUUCACAACCAGAAUCCCAUCCCGUUCAGUCAGGCAGUUCAGCCGAGCGGUCAGUGGGCAGGACCCCGGGCGCCCAGCAGCGGCCUCAAGGGACAGUUUCCUCUCAGCAAUCAGAGCGUGGACAAUCAGAGACUCACAACAUGGCAGCUUUCUGUCCAACAGGGCCAGCUCACACUACCCCAAGUUCCUAACAUUCCCAAAGUUCCUAAUGUCCAGAGUAUCCCAAAUGGUCAUCAUCAUGUCCAACAAGUUCCACUCCCAACAAGGUUAAUGCUGCAGUCUAACUUCGGCACAGGGUCCAAUCCUCAGCCCAGCGUCACCACUAAUGCAGUUUAUGGCCAGCAGGGGGGGCUGGUGCACCCAUCUAAUGCAAUAUACGGACAGCAGAGGGAGCUCUUGCACCCGUCUAAUGUGACGUUCGGGCAGCAGGGGGAGGUGAUGGAGACAUCUAAUGCGGUUUAUAGCCAGCAGGGGGAGCUGGUGAACAGAGUGGCACCUGCCCCCAUCAGCAGUUGCAUGUUUGAGAGACCGGUUCAGGGUCCUGUUAACGGCAUGCGCUACAGUGCAGCUGGACAAGAUGUCAUGAUUUCGUCCUGCCAGAAGACAAAAGAGUUCUUAGCCCAGAAUUCUGUGCAGGGUGCGUACGUCUUUCAAAACCGACCCACGGAGAACAUGUUUACCAACGCGGGCGUGGCCUCGGACAGUGCCGUCGCUUGCCACCUGCAGCAGCAGUUCCGCAGUAAUCAGACACAGAUCACAAACUGUCCAGUCAAAGAGAACGGACCCUUCCAGUUCACCCCGGUGAUGGGGGGGGUGCCCUGCUUCACCAACACUGCCCAGAAUGACAGUUUUUAGAAAGGAGAGUUCUUGUCCAGCGCAGCUAUCUCGUCUGAACGGAGGAGAAAGGAAGUAGGGAUGUUCCUGUGAAGAGACACUUCACGCUUCUUCAUACCUAAACUCUCACUUUAUGUUUUAUCGCAGCUGAAAUAGGCGGAGGGCUGGACACGUCCUGAUCGUACCGUCAGACAGACUACGUGUGAAACCCUGCUCGUCUGCUCAGACACGCUCGUUUAUUCUAUCGUUUGUUCUUCUUUUGUUCGUUCACUUCCUGCUCAAAAAAGUUCAGAAGGACAGAAAAGUGGACUUUUUUGUUUUUGUGCAUUUCUUUGUGUUUUUCUUGUUGUUAAGCGUGUGGGCAGGGUGUGUGUAUGUGUGUGUGUGUGUGUGUGUGUGAGGGAGUGGGGGGGGCAGAGAGGAGCUGCUCAGAGCUCAGUUAUGAAGUAUGCAGUAGAAAAGAUGGAAGCUUUUCUUUUGCAGGGAUGAAAUUCGGGGGGAAAAGCCAUUUUAAAGACGCACACUCGUUUCUCUAUUUAUUUAGAAAGAGUAGAGUCACGGAAAAAGGGAAAAGCUUCUUACUGCUCACGUGUUCCCUUUCGGGUUUCUCUUGAUGCACUUAAGAAGGUGAGAUCAACACCUGUAAAAAUGACCGAUUGUAUAAAAAAAAAAAAGAAAUGAAAAGAAAAGAAAGAUGGUGUCUCGCAUUCAAAGCCGUAGCACUAUGAUAGAAUGGAGAAAGAAUUAGCUGCAGCUGUGUUACGUUAGGCCUCCUUUAAUUUAUAGAACUCACACAAUGCUCCGGACCUGUGUGGGGCCAAAACUACUGCCUGACUGACCGCUAAAGCUGAAGCAGAAAUAUCUUUCCAGCUUUCCUUCACCUUUUGCUUGUAAAUCGGGGAUCACACCACCCCGAACCCAUCGUCCACUCCAAUGACACUAUGAUCUCUGUUAUAACCCGAGGAGAAACGCCUCGCCGGACAGAAGGCACAGCUUUUAACUGGACUUUGUAAUCCGGAACAUCAAGGAACCAUUAAAAAAAACAGCACCACAGCACGAUUUUCAUCGCUUUUCGAAAUCUUCAUCACAGUUACGUAUUAUUGCAAUAUGAUAAUCACGAUAAAGGACUUGGUAUAUAUAUAUAUGUAUACGCAUUCAGCUUUCUUCUUAGUUUUUUAUAUUUUGUUAUGUCCAUUUAAUCAAACGUUAUUGAGCCAUUUUUCAUGUCUGCUUGUACUGAUAAUCAUAAGGCUGCUCGCCCGCCGACUUCCUGUCAGUCGCAGGAAGUCGAGCAGUUAGCGUCUUCUCUCGUCGAGAGCUGCUGAGGCGUGAUACGAGUGAAAACACUCUUGACGCACAAAAAAGUCAUGCCUCGAGUCAGCUGCUGUCCACGUGUAUUUCUUUUUUCUGCUCUAUUUUGACGUCAGACUUGGAUCCCAGCCGACCGCAUCUUUACUAAAUUCCCUUCCCGUCUUGUCCUGAUGUGCCUUAUUCCUCUCGGACAUUUUUGAUAUGACUAUAUAUUAUUAAUCUAGCAUUAUGAACGUGUCGAUAUUACCAAAUCUACCAGCUAGAAUCGCUUUCGUACCUCACUAGCAAGGAAUUAUGACUGAUCGCAGACGUGGAGCGCUUUUACUUCUCUUUCUGCUAGUCAGGAGUCUAGAACGUAUCUGUCCGCAGUGGUUGUGUUGUGGUGCUAGCCUUAUCUCCAUGCCAGCGUGAAGGUCUUGCCCUCAGGUCUGUUCUGAUUUUGAGGAUUUUAAAGUGCCCAAGAAACAACAGGAGGAACGUUCAGGAGAAAUCUGUGAACGUUACGCUGUGAGGAGUGUGUGAAAUCCUCCUAAUGAGUCCACUUAAGUAACUCUCUAGAAUUCCUCUGUUCUUCUGUCACAAGCAUCGUUUCUACAGACCGAGACUUCAUCAGCAUUCGCAAAUGACUAGUGCGAAAGUCUUUUUGACCUAACGUAUAUAGCUGUACAAUAGAGUCCAAACAUCGAGCCUAGAGACUCAUUUCCUGUCAGAACACGCCCUUUAGAUGCUUCCACACACCAUCAAACCAAAGCAGAUGAAGAAGAAACGUUGGCACAGCUUUCAAUGCAAGUUCCUUCACACCCGCAGUUCCAUUCUUCUCUGACCAGUGUUAGUCCUCAGCUGAGUGACCAAUCCUCUGUUAGCCUUCUUUAGAUUUGGAGACGUUUGACACACUGAAUUAUAUCGUAACCUGUAACACGUUUCAUGGGCACUUUAAAUCUGAUCUGUUUCUAACCACCUUCCAAAGUUCCACGCUCUGUCUGAGAUCGGAACUCACUGAGGACAGACUGCAGGGCUGAUCUGAUCUGGGAUUAGUUUCUAUUGUAGGUGAACUUUUAGGGUUCCAGCUCCAAAAUCUUCUUGCAGAGAUUAUCAGACACCCCUGCAGAGCGAUCAGAUCUUCGAAGAGCAGAGAAGGACAGAUUAGAGAUUAGAUUUUAUGCAGAUUGAACUGUAUGAAGGUCAGAAGACCUGUAGACUUGGUGAAGAGAUGACCUGUAAUCAGAUUUUUUUUUUUGGUGAAGGUCAUACUGAGGUUGCAUCAGGCAGUUAGAUCGAUGUGUAGAUCGUGAGGUAGUUAGAUCAGACUGCGGAAAUGGCUUUGAGAAACGUAUCAAAGAAAUAAGGUGUCCAUGUAGAAGAUCAGAUAGAAAUACAGAGAUGUUAUUGAGAUCAAAGUUGGAUUUUGUGUAGAUCUGCAGAAACGGUGUUGAGAUCCAGUAGAUAUGCAGAGCAGGUAUCAGACAAACCUCAAAGUUUGGUAUAGAGAUCGGAUUGCCCUGCAGGAGUCGUGUGACAAUCAAAUUUCUUUGCACAGAAGUGAU
Messenger RNA from Hemibagrus wyckioides, 6013 nucleotides. It is a transcript of the gene ahr2, whose product is annotated as aryl hydrocarbon receptor 2. The record is from RefSeq and is a predicted model, not a curated record. Gene Ontology annotation, cellular component: nucleus; aryl hydrocarbon receptor complex. Gene Ontology annotation, molecular function: nuclear receptor activity; transcription cis-regulatory region binding; protein dimerization activity. Lineage: Eukaryota; Metazoa; Chordata; Actinopteri; Siluriformes; Bagridae. Gene Ontology annotation, biological process: regulation of transcription by RNA polymerase II.